GGUCCCUUUCCCUUACAAGCUGGCACACAGCCAAGUGGUACGUUUGCAACAGUCUCGCAGACUGUUGCGUCUUCUUCUUUGGGUCCAGUGGUGAAUGCUACAUCACCACAACAACCUGUUCAGCAAUCUGGACAGCAGCAAGGUCAAUGGUACCCCAAGACCCCAAUGAAACCGCCUCUUGCCUUCUCAGRCGAGAGAAAGGACGAGGAACUCAACAUAUGGUUGAGGACAGUCCCGGUUUGGGUGAAGGCCAAAAGGACCUUGCCAAAGGAUGAGGUGGUAACUGCGGCAUCUUACCUAGAGGGUAAAGCAGCCAAGUGGCUAGAUGGUGUAGUUGUGAAGGCCGGGUACGGGCGACGCAUGGUGGAUUGGGCUAAGUCUUUGACCUUGGACCAAUUCAUGGAGAUGGUAGAAGCUCGAUGGCAUAGCCCACAGGAGGCUCAAAGGGCCACUAAUGCCAUUAACAAACUUGACCAACGCAAGUUGAGGUCAGUUAGGGAGCUUACGACUACCGUAGAGGGUCUGAUCCUCAUCCCGGGUAUCAACUACAGUGACGAGUUCCUGUUAACAACUUUUGUUAGAUGUCUUCCAGAGAACAUCAGGAACUUACUGGCCAGUGAGGCACGCACCGAGUACCACUCGUUUGAGACAUUGUCUAGGAAGGCCUUAGACUUAGAGGCAACACUAGGCAAUGCUCAACCCACCUCAGGGAACGACUCAAAGAAGAAGAAGAGUCCUCAGGAGUGGAAGAAGAAGGGGGCGAAGUUGAUGCUGGUUGAGUCAGAUGGGACCCAAACUGAAAUCGACGAACUCUCUGACCUAGUGGACUAUUCAGAGUGUGACAGCGAGGGGGUAGCUGAGGGUAGCACCCUCGCCGUGGUAGUAAAGACUAAGGUCAUAGACCGAUAUGACUUCAAGCUUGAGUACCUGAAAGGAGAGUACAACAAGGUUGCAGACGCGCUAUCCCAUAGAGCAGACUACCUAGGUGCGCUAGUUUCCGAAUUUGGUGUAUCGAACGAAGUAACUCAAUCAUUGGUGGGAGCCUAUCAGGAAGACCCUGUCACGAUGGACAUCAUCCGCAAACUUCAGGCAAAAGACAAGGCCACAGAAAGUGAGUUUUUGAUGGUGGAUGGGCUAAUCUAUCUUGAUAAGGCCGGAGUAAACAGAUUGGUAGUUCCAUCUAGUGAACAGUUGCGUAGUUUAUUUUUAGGCGAAUGUCAUGACGCAACUGGGCACUUUGGCUACAAGAAGACGAGUGCUAACUUAGUACAGCGAUUUUGGUGGCCCAGAAUGCUAGAUGACGCAAAGAAGUAUGUUGAGACUUGUCAAGUCUGUCAGCGGGACAAGCCGCGAACUCAAGCACCGCUUGGGUUAUUGAAGCCUUUACCCAUUCCUGAUGGUCCAGGAUUGAGUGUUUCCAUGGAUUUCAUGGACACCCUUGUGACCAGCAAGAGUGGUAAGAGGCACAUUUUCGUCAUCAUUGAUAGAUUCACCAAGUACGCUAGACUAAUACCAAUGCCAGAGACAGCCAGGACGGAGUAUGUCAUCAAGUUGUUCAAGGACAACUGGGUAAGGGACUUUGGUUUACCAAAGACCAUCAUUAGUGACCGAGACGUCCGCUUCACAAGUGAACUGUGGAAGAAGACUGCAGAACAGAUGGGCAGUCAAAUUCAAAUGACUUCAGGGAAUCAUCCCGAAGCCAACGGACAAGCCGAACAAAUGAACAGAGUGGUACAGCACUUGCUGCAGCAUUACAUCAAGCCCAACCAAGAUGAUUGGGAUGAGCAGUUGCCUCUCAUCGCCAGCUUGUACAACAAUGCUAUUCAUAGUAGUACCGGCGUUAGUCCUAACCAGUUCCACUUGGGAUGGAAGCCUAGAUUGGCACUAGACUUUCUCCUACCUGAAAACCGACCUGCUGCAACUCCAGGCACGCUUGAAUACGGCGUGCAAUAUGAGAAGUUGCUGCGCGAGGUUGUUGAACAUAUGAAGAAAGCUCAGCAAGCCAUGAUUGCUUCCGAGAAUAAACAUCGCAGACAGUCCACAUUUCAGAUCCGCGCGCUGCACCUUCGCACUAUUAUCUGGCUCCUCUUGGAGUACGACAAUGCCCCUUGGAAAAUCUUGACGCUCCUGAUGAUGGCUGAUGCCCUUAGAUUGGACCCCGCGGACGUUGAGACUGCCCUUCUGCAGCCUCAGCUCGAGGCCUCUAAUCAUUCGCUUUACCCGAUUAAACUGUUCAACAGCUCCAGCUAUCCUGAGGGAAACUUCGGAGGGAACCAGCUACGGUUCGAUUAGUCUUUCGCCCCUAUACCCAAGUCCGACGAACGAUUUGCACGUCAGUAUCGCUGCGAGCCUCCACCAGAGUUUCCUCUGGCCUCGCCCUGCUCAGGCAUAGUUCACCAUCUUUCGGGUCCCAACGGG
Molecule: messenger RNA, 2418 nt
Organism: Chara braunii
Lineage: Eukaryota; Viridiplantae; Streptophyta; Charophyceae; Charales; Characeae
Source: the annotation of a GenBank genome assembly